Messenger RNA from Perognathus longimembris pacificus (Pacific pocket mouse), 5307 nucleotides. RefSeq names its product polycomb group ring finger 3 (gene Pcgf3). The transcript is spliced from 12 exons. The coding region runs from base 459 to 1184 and encodes 241 amino acids. NCBI's taxonomy places the organism in Eukaryota, Metazoa, Chordata, Mammalia, Rodentia, Heteromyidae. Gene Ontology annotation, cellular component: PRC1 complex. Gene Ontology annotation, biological process: regulation of transcription by RNA polymerase II. The record is from RefSeq and is a predicted model, not a curated record.
CGCGCAUGCUCCAAGCGCGGCGCCCCCGAUUCGGCGCUCGGCAGUGUUCGGGCAUUUCCGCCUCUUUGUUUUAAACUCCGGACGGCUUUUUUCUCCUCCUCUUGGGGGGGACCCGGAGGGAGCGGCGCCCCCUCCCCUUCCUGGCGAGCCCCCGCGUGCGCCCGCUCGCCCGCCGCUCGAGACGCAGCAAACUCCACACACAGUAAGAAGCCUGCAAAUAGUGGAAAGGUAUCUGCAGACCUCCUUGGAGCCACUGCUUCCUACCCAGGCUUCACGAUGUAGCCAAGACUCCAGGCUCUCAUUCACAGAAAAUGGAAAAAGAGCAAGGGCCAGAAAGAAGGUGCAGAAGUAAGCCUGAGUACAGAGUGAGAAGGGAUCAUCGCAUCCUUGUGGUGGCCUGAAGCCCCCAUGCCACGGCGUGAGGAGGGAUCCGCAGUCGUCCAGAGUUGAAGCCAAAGAUGUUGACCAGGAAGAUUAAGCUCUGGGACAUAAAUGCCCACAUCACCUGCCGCCUGUGCAGCGGCUACCUCAUUGAUGCAACCACAGUGACCGAGUGUCUGCACACAUUCUGCAGGAGCUGCCUGGUAAAGUACCUAGAAGAGAACAACACUUGUCCCACGUGCAGGAUUGUGAUCCAUCAGAGCCACCCACUGCAGUACAUUGGUCAUGACAGGACCAUGCAGGACAUCGUUUACAAGCUGGUUCCAGGCCUCCAAGAAGCGGAAAUGAGGAAACAGAGGGAAUUCUAUCACAAGCUGGGCAUGGAGGUGCCAGGAGACAUAAAAGGGGAGGCGUGUUCUGCAAAACAACACUUAGAUACCCGGAAUGGUGAAACCAAAGCAGAUGACAGUUCAAACAAAGAAACAACAGAAGAGAAACAGGAAGAGGAUAACGAUUACCACAGGAGUGAUGAGCAGGUGAGCAUCUGUCUGGAAUGCAACAGCAGCAAACUUCGGGGCCUGAAGCGGAAGUGGAUUCGUUGCUCGGCUCAGGCAACAGUCCUGCACCUGAAGAAGUUCAUCGCCAAGAAGCUCAAUCUCUCCUCCUUCAAUGAGCUGGACAUUUUAUGCAAUGAAGAAAUCUUGGGCAAGGACCACACCCUCAAGUUCGUGGUUGUCACCAGGUGGAGAUUCAAGAAGGCGCCUCUCUUGCUGCACUACAGACCCAAGAUGGACUUGCUGUGACCCGGCCAGUCUCAGCUGCACCCUGGGCUCCACGUGGUGACUCGGCUAUGGAAUGCCACCUCUUGGGUGUCAUGCGGACCAGAUUUCUGAAUAGAGAAUAUUUAUAACUUUUGUAUGAGAGAAUCCACACCCAAGACACUACCAGCACGCGUUUACAGAGGAUGGAAACACUUCGCAGUUCUGUGUGACCAAGUGCACUCGUCUCUGCUUCAGGUCCCCAGGCCAGAGAACGAGUGCAGUGCAGUGCAGUGCAGUGCAGUGCGCGUCCUGCCACCUCCAACCCAGCACCUUCGCCUGCUGUUCAGGUCACGAAAUCUUGAGUUCAUUUUGGUUUAUGUCAUGGAUUGGGUUUCUUGAUAAGCCUCCAAAACAUUUGUACUUUUAUCGCAUCCUUCCUAAGUUAUUGAAAAAGCCUUUUCAUGGUAAAUAAUAUUUAUGUUGCCUUUAGCUUCCUGAGACUUAAAAGAUAUAUAAAAAUUUAAUUUAAAAGCAUACCCAAAGAGGCUUGUGGUAAUACUAUGAUUUAACCAUGGUGAUUAAUUUCCACCUUGUAGAAUACAGCAGAGGUCUGUGCUGUGUCCUGGGCUGGCCUGAGCAGGCCAGGUGAGGCAGGGCUCCUUUGUCACCCCAGACUUGACACUUGACAAGAUUCCAGCACACUCAGCAGGGUAGACCAGGGCUGGUUUGGCCAGAAUAGAGCUGACUUGCAGAAGAGUUCUUGUUUUAGAAAUUGCUUUUGUUGAAAAGGGCCCAAAUGACUGGUGCCAUCAUCUGUGUUCAUAGCUUCCCUUUCUGUUUUUGUUCUGCUGGUGAGCCAUGGCAGUGGCUGUGGGGUGCAUGCAGAUGGCGCCUAGCCUGUGGGCACUGGCUGGUGAAGGCAACGGUGCCAUCGACAUGUUGCCAGCCUUGCCCUCCUGCCCGUGAGGGUGGUGUGUGAGGUUUGUGGCUCUGGAAUUGAUAAAGGUGGUGCUAAGCCGAGUUGUGGGACUGGGCCAGGCAGGCCAAGCUAGUUGGCUCUGCCCAGAAGUUGCUUUUUAGUCUCAGGCAAGAGACCCUUUGUUAAGCCCUCUUGCCUCCCAAAUGCAAUGUGUUUUGUUUUUUAAAUUAAAUUAGAGGAUAAAAUCUUUGCCACCACAUGAACAUUUGUUCCCUUAUGGCAGAAACGGUGUGGAGGCAGGAGUGAGAAGAGGCUCUUUUCUGUGGUGGUUGGAGUCCUGUGGGAAGCUGCGCUGAGCACUACUUCGUGAUGAGCUGUGGGCUCACUUCUUUCCUUCCUUCCCCAGGCCCUCGGUAGAUGGACGGUCCCUAGUAGGUCCACUAAGCCACUGCCCACCAGCCCUUGCCGGGUAGGCAAAGGGUCCCAACAUGUCCAUGAAUCUUCACCUUAAUCACUAGAAUUUCUUCUCCAUUUGCUUUAAAAGUUGAGAUUGGGCUUGCUGACAGCUAGUUUUGUUUCCUUUUUGUCUCCUGUUCCCAUACACAAAAUGUUAGAAGCAGCAACUGGUGAAACUUAAUGUCAGUGAUGAGGAAAUGUCCAAAUUAACUCAUCCAAGCAAUCUUUAAUGUGAGGCCUUUCUUAAAACAAAAACAAGCUCUUUGUUAGUAAUUGGUCAAAAUUCACCUCUUUAUUUAAGCCCAGGAUUCUGAAUUACUCAGUUUCCUGAGCUUGCUAUUCAUCCAAAUCGUUUCUAGAGUUACUUACUAUAUAAGGGUUUAUGAGUAAAUAUUACCUGUCUACCUCAAAACACAUGACACUGCUGAAGUACCCAGCAGGACCCUGUUCUCACCGUGCAGCUGACGUGUACUGUUAGGGUUAGGUGUUUUCUGUGUGGUGAAACUAAAAAAGGGUUAAACAGGUAGGAGCCUCCAAAUUCAAAUAAAGAUAAUUUACAGUUCAGAUCAAAUAUAGUAUGGCUGUGUAAUCUCAUGACAUACAUUUGUAACUUUGUAGCUACCUUUGGAAUCACUUGACUUUGCUAUGGUGCUAAGUUGAUAAGUCUAAGUUGUACAGCAAUGCAGACGUCCAGGCUGGGCGCUGCCUCCCACAGCCCUGCUUCUGUCACCAUGUAAACCUGAUAAACCUCAGCAGCAAAAGUACCUAUUUUUCUAAGAUUCCAUCACACACCAGCUGCACUGCAGGUGUCUCCCGGUGCCCUCUGCCCUUUGGUCUGACCUGUAGCCUUACCGUGCUUGGAGACAAGCAGAGUGAACCUGUGUCUGAUGGAAGCUUCAGGCCGCCUCCUUUCACCCCUGCCGAGCUCCAUGUGACAUCAAAGGCCGAAUUUGCUUUUCCAGCAUGAAUUCCGGGAUCAGCUAGUGACUGGUCCUGUUGAGUUUCCCAGCAGGCCUAGCUCCUUCGAAGUCGUUUUCACAGCUGCCGCACAGGGAACCAGGUGCUGUCAGAGGACUUUUUGCAGCGGCGGCAGCAGCAACGGGACCAGCCUCCCAGCACUGGGUCUCGCCAGACACCAUUUUCACGAAGAUAGAACUCAGAUAGAAUAUAUAAUAUUGAAUUUAAGAUUUGGGGGGUUAAAAAAAGAAAACUUAACUUUAUAAAAUUAUUUAUUCUAUUUUAAGCCUUCUAUCAUAUUUUCCCAUCCAAUCGUUUGGUUUCCAUGGUCCAGCUUUAUUUACAGGCAUAUAAAAUGAAAUUGUGAGAUGUUUUGCAAGCUUCUUUUACUUUGUGUAGCCUUCAAUUCAUAUGUUUUUAUAGGGAUGAAGAGCAUUUUUAUGCUUUUGUGCAAUAGGUUCCAACAUGCAUUUAUUAGAUGUGUUUUAAUUGUGAUCUAGCAUCAAUUCUACUAAACUGAAAGGGAAUAUAGGUGGAAUUUCAAAUUAUGUGUAUUCAGCUGUUUGGUUUUUCCUUUUUCAUUGUUGUUGUUAUAAGAAUGCUGUUAUUGGGCCUGUGUGCGUGUGUGUGCAUGAAUACUUGCCAGCAAUAUCCUAAAAUGAGCAGCCAGGCAGGAAGUGAUGAGGUUGUCAACUUGUGUCCACCUAUGCCCAACCCAGGUCCUGGUGCCCUGAGCCUGUGUGCUCAUAGCCAGGCCACCUUGGAGGUUGGGACCACAUGGGCUCAGCCCACAAACCUGGUGGCCUUCCCUUCAUGGCUAGCUGGCUUGAAGCCUGGCUUUGUGUCAGUCUUUGGAGAUUGGUUUCUUUUCUGGGGGCAUUGUUCUAGAAACAAACCAACAGAUUUCUACAUUGUAUGUAGAUAUUGAAUGUGCUCCCAAAACAUUAAAAAUAAAUUGAGUGCAGAUAGCUAAAUCAUACAGAAUAACCUGUUUCUCUGUUUCCUCAGGAAAGCAUUCAAGCCCCACCACAUCACAUGUGACCUUACACAAAAACAAUGCUAUUUCUCCACCUUGAUACUUAAUACACAAUGUGAAUAAACUGUGAUAUGUAGGUUUGAAAAUCGACACUUAAAUUAAUUUACAAGCUUUGCACAUCCUGCCAGGCAAGGACCAGGCCAAGUGGGGCUGGGCUGCUCCCUCUGCGUCCCUGUCGCUCCCAUCCAAGAGUGUAUUUGAAGAGUGGACUGAGAUAUGUGUAGCUUUAGCGUAAAUGUCUAUAUCCCAGCUCUCAGCUGGGUACCAGAUAUGUUUCCACAGUGAAAGUAAUGUCCGGUAGGGACAGUCCCGACCCAAGCCGUCGCCUCAGAAUGUGGCGAGCAGAGGAAAAUGCCACAGUAUAGGAAAAUGAUGAUGCAGAUACAGAUUUUUGAUAUUUAAUUUGAAAGUUUACAUUUUUUAUGCUUGUGUUGGUGUGUAAUUUUUGUACCAUCGGUGGCUAGUUUUUGUCUAAAAUCUUUUUUGGAAUAUUGCUUAAUGUUUUGAUUUUAUGAUAGUGAAGCUUGUAUUCAGUGUUUUGCCAACUAAUAUUAUAUGCUUGUAAUAAAAGCAGAAGAAAAAUGACUAAAAAUCUCCCAGGCUGAAACUUCAUUAUAUAGAAUAUUUUUAGGAACUUAAGUCAAUCUCGUGGAAUACAAUUGGCCCUCUAUUCACAUAUGCUGCAUUCAGAGAUUCAGCCAAUCAUGGAUUGAAAAUAUUUAGGGAAAAAUUCAUUUGAACUGAAAAUUAUACUUUUUUCUUGUCAUUCUUUAAAUCAUACACCAUAACAACUGCAG